Erinaceus europaeus (western European hedgehog) is the source of this 1925-nucleotide messenger RNA. RefSeq names its product mitochondrial carrier 1 (gene MTCH1). The record is from RefSeq and is a predicted model, not a curated record. Gene Ontology annotation, biological process: positive regulation of apoptotic process. The coding region runs from base 31 to 1200 and encodes 389 amino acids. Gene Ontology annotation, cellular component: membrane; mitochondrion. NCBI's taxonomy places the organism in Eukaryota, Metazoa, Chordata, Mammalia, Eulipotyphla, Erinaceidae. The transcript is spliced from 12 exons.
UGACGGGGAGUGACCUCGCCGCUCUGCGCCAUGGGGGCUUCGGACCCGGAAGUGGCUCCCUGGGCUCCCGGCGGUGCCGCGGGGAUGGCGGGAGCGGGAGCUGGAGCGGGAGCUCGCGGCGGAGCGGCGGCGGGGGUCGAGGCCCGGGCUCGCGAUCCGCCGCCCGCGCACCGCGCACACCCUCGCCACCCUCGGCCUGCAGCGCAGCCCUCUGCACGCAGGAUGGACGGAGCGCCAGGGGGCCUGGGCUCAGGGGACAACGCCCCGACCACCGAGGCCCUUUUCGUGGCGCUGGGCGCGGGCGUGACGGCGCUCAGCCACCCGCUGCUCUACGUCAAGCUGCUCAUCCAGGUGGGUCAUGAGCCGAUGCCCCCCACCAUUGGGACCAAUGUUCUGGGGAGGAAAGUCCUCUACUUGCCGAGUUUCUUCACCUACGCCAAGUACAUCGUUCAGGUGGAUGGGAAGAUAGGACUCUUUAGAGGCCUGAGCCCCCGACUGAUGUCCAAUGCCCUCUCCACCGUGACCCGAGGCAGCAUGAAGAAGGUCUUUCCCCCAGAUGAGAUUGAGCAAGUUUCCAAUAAGGAUGACAUGAAGACUUCUCUGAAGAAAGUGGUGAAGGAGACCUCCUAUGAGAUGAUGAUGCAGUGUGUGUCCCGCAUGUUGGCCCACCCCUUGCAUGUCAUCUCAAUGCGCUGCAUGGUCCAGUUUGUGGGACGGGAGGCCAAGUACAGUGGUGUGCUGAGCUCCAUCGGGAAGAUUUUCAAAGAGGAGGGGCUGCUGGGAUUCUUUGUCGGCUUAAUUCCUCACCUCCUGGGAGAUGUGGUUUUCUUAUGGGGCUGUAACCUGCUGGCCCACUUCAUCAAUGCCUACCUGGUGGAUGACAGCGUGAGUGACACCCCAGGGGGGCUGGGAAACGACCAGAAUCCAGGUUCCCAGUUCAGCCAGGCCCUGGCCAUCCGAAGCUACACCAAAUUUGUGAUGGGGAUUGCAGUGAGCAUGCUGACCUACCCCUUCCUGCUGGUUGGUGAUCUCAUGGCUGUGAACAACUGUGGGCUACAGGCCGGACUCCCUCCUUACUCCCCAGUAUUCAAAUCUUGGAUCCACUGCUGGAAGUACCUGAGUGUCCAGGGCCAGCUCUUCCGUGGCUCCAGCCUGCUUUUCCGCCGGGUGUCAUCAGGAUCAUGCUUUGCCCUGGAGUAACCUGACCCACCUAUAACCACACUGUCUCAGCCUGGCCACCAUGGGUGAGACCUGUUCAUCAAGGGGAACCUGCAAGGCAGUGCCAACCCAACAACACCUUAAAUGUGCCCCAGCCCAGCUGGGCUUCCAUUUCCAUAUUUGCCAUAUGUCUAUCCAGAUGCAGGGGUUAAUGGGGGUGGUGGGCUGUGUCCACUGAAUUGGUUAACCUUUUGGGCCUGGAAAUGGUAGUUGGGGCUGGAGAGGUAGGGCAAAAUGCCCUCCUCAGAUUUGCUGAGAGCCUGCAUUGUGCAGGGUUGGAUGUGAACAGGUUCACUGUGUCAGACCCCCAACCCCUGAACCCCCUCACCUGUGAGCCAGCCCAGCGCUCAGCUGCAGUCCAGCUGGGAGUAUGGCUCUCCUGCUUUGUAAAUAGGGCAUGGCCUCCCUUCACAAGGCUGCCAUCAUGUCCAGGCCUGUGCUUGGAGGCUAGUGCCAGGUUCUGCCUUCCUUUUUCAAAACACUACUUUUCUGACAUGAAGGCAGCACCUUCUUCUGAAUGGGAAAUCAUGCAACUGCUCAGAAUGUGUCCCCACCACUUCACCCCCAUCAAAUGCUUGUGGGUUUCCUGGUGAUGCAUCAUGUGCAGGAUCUGGUUACCUGCGCUGUUGUGAACACUCAGGCCAGUGUCUCUGGUCCUACCCAGUUUAGAUGGCUCCUCAAAUAAAGAUACUGGUGGUGAUUUGGAA